AGGAGGAUAUCGGGGAGUGAUGGAAAGAGAGAAGGAGGGAGGGAGGGACGAGGAGGCUCCAGUAUUUUGUAAGAGAGGAAACGCAGCCGCCGAGCUGUGCUGGAAAUCAUUAAAAGUCUUGCCUGGCUGCCAGCGUGCAGAGCCCACAGAAGAGACGCGAUCCCAUUCAGCCUCCCAGCUCUGCCUAUUCCUGACCAGCGCGACCGGGAUCUUUGUGCCUCCAGAUUGGCAGAUAGGUAGGAUAAUCAGAGCUUCUACUCACAGCUUUGUAACCAAGAGUAAAGAAAACCAAACAUUUUCUUUAUUGAAUUGCACUUUUAACACUGGAACGCACCUGGAUGCCUUCUUGCCAAAGACACAUGAUAAAGAGUUGGCCAUCUAUUUUAGAUGAGUUGAAACUUGCCAUUCCAAGUGGUUUUGGAUAAGCUUGAUCGCUUGCUUCCCCAUGAAGAGUACCCUAGAAAGCAUAAUCCUCCGAAAUAGUACCUAGUGGAGAAAGAAGAAUGUUCAGUUGCACGGAUUGCUUUUGUAGGACACAAAUGGAGAGGACAUUAAGCUUCACAAAGGUUUUAAUGGCAGCUUCUUAAAAUUAUGGGAAGUGAAUUAUAUUCAAGUCUUAUAAUAAAGCAUAACGUGGACAUGUGCUAGGACCUUCCAUCUGCCCAUAGUAUGGGGUAUUUGAAGAUUUUGAGGCAUUUACUGGAACCGUCCAAUGAACAUUGAACUCAGACAUGUGUGUCCCCUCUUCCACACAUCUAUAAAAAAUUUGACUUCCUUCUAUUGAGAGGACACGUGUUAAUUUCCAAUAAGAGUUCUACACUCAAUGUAUCAAGCAGAGUGAUCACGGCAUCUGGAGAUUCUACCACUUCAUCAAGAAGAUGCCCUGAACAAUAAAGCAAGAAUCACGCUACGUCUAGCUGCAAAGCUUUUAUUGAACGUGGACAGGACCUGCUACCUUUUCCCCUUCCUUGGCUGUCUGAAUAUUAAACAGGACCAAAUGGAGUCUAUUUGCAAAACAACAGCAUGGCUUAGGGAGGAGUUGGACUCUCUGUCGCAAAAUCUUCGUAUUUUGGACUGUCGAAGCCGGGAACUCUAUGAUUCUUCGCACGUAGAGAAAGCGUUGCAUGUGGCUCUGCCUGGCUUGAUGCUACGGCGGCUGCGCAAGGGCAAUCUCUCAGCUCACUCCCUGCUCCCAGGGUCCCCUCCAACAGUAAGGGGAGUGGCCCUUUUAUACGACGAGUGCACAUCCAGCCUUGAAAGUCUUGAAGCAAGUCAAGGGGAUGAGCAAGAACCCAUUCUUGUAAUGCUUCUGCAUAAACUUAGGAAGGAAGGAUGCCAAGCUUAUUACCUUCAAGGUGGGUUCAGCAAAUUUCAAGCUGAAUUUCCUCACCAUUGUGAAACCAAUCUUGACUGCACAAGUUGUGCCAGCAACUCGCCCUUGCCUCCGACCCCAGUGCUGGGACUUGGUGGAUUGUCCAUCACUUCCGACUGCUCAGACUUUGAAUCGGACCUUGACAGGGAGCCUUUGAGUGGGGUGGAUUCUGAAGGUAUGAGCCCACGUAACCAGGCACCAUCUUUUCCUGUACAAAUCCUGCCACACCUUUACUUGGGCAGUGCAAGGGAUUCUGGGAACAUUGAAACUUUGGCUAAACUUGGCAUACGCUAUAUCCUUAACGUCACCCCGAAUCUCCCCAAUAUCUUCGAGAAGGAUGGAGAGUUUCACUACAAGCAGAUUCCUAUAUCAGACCACUGGAGCCAAAACUUAUCCCAGUUUUUUCCGGAAGCCAUUGAGUUUAUUGAUGAGGCGGCAUCUCAUAACUGCGGGGUACUCGUGCACUGUUUGGCUGGAAUCAGCAGAUCUGUCACUGUCACCGUGGCCUACCUCAUGCAGAAGCUCAACCUAUCCCUGAACGACGCCUAUGACUUUGUCAAGAGGAAAAAGACGAACAUCUCGCCAAAUUUUAACUUUAUGGGACAGUUGUUGGACUUUGAGAAGAGUCUGGGCCUCAGCAGUCCAGAAGACAAUCGGCCUCCUGGUCACUCAUUCUUUACUAGCCCUUCCAGCGAUGAGGUCUUUGAGUUGGACUCUUUGGACUCAACGUAGGAAACUAUACAGAUUUUGUUACCCUAAUUAUAUUCUGUUUGGAUACUGUAUAUCCAAUUGUUUUAUUGCCUGAGCUUAACCAGCUUUGUUAAGGCUGAAAAACUAUUAGCGUCAGCUUAGGUGUUACUUUUGGUAGAUCUUUAACAUGAACAAGAAGGAUCAAGUGCUGAUCCUCGCCUUCAAUUCAUCAAUCACAGAAUCUGCAGUAAAUUUACUGUGAAAUGCUAAAGUAUAUUUGAUGGAUGGAGGUGGUGUUGACUGCAAGAGCUCCAGGUCUUAAAAUGAAAUAAUAUAUCACCAUGUGUUGUGUAUUGUUGCAGAAUUACUGCUCAGAGUAUUCAACAAGACUUUUGGAAGCUUCUUCUGAGGCAGAGGCUCAUGACCUUGGACCUUUGUGUGCAAGUUCAUAUUACUGUUGUGUGCAGCAGCGAAUGAAUUUGUUUGUUCUGUGACCCAAUUCUUAUGAGAGCAAAAAAGAGCACCAGAUGGUCCAAAUGAAGAAUGCUCAACUGGGAACAGGAACUUAAACCAGGAACAUACCCUGCAUCUUUCAAACACAUCACGACGAGGGCUGACUCACUUGUUUUGCUCGACUGGAAUGAGAAAUUCUGUGAGUGGAAUCCAGAAGACUGCAGGAUGUGCCGAGGGAUUUCCAUCUGGAACCCAAUGCAACGGCGAAGAUCAGCUUCAUUGUACAGGAUGAUUCAGACCUGAUUGUGCUGCCCGGGAGAUAUAAAGCCAUGUAUUUCUCUUCUCUUAAGUCUGGUAUUUUACUAGAAGGCAAAUGGAGUGUCUUUGUGGGCUUUGCCCCGGGGCAGCUUAACAUUUUUAUGCCAUCGCUCUUCCCAAACCAAGAGUGAUAAAUGUUUU
Molecule: messenger RNA, 2974 nt
Organism: Xenopus laevis (African clawed frog)
Lineage: Eukaryota; Metazoa; Chordata; Amphibia; Anura; Pipidae
Gene: dusp9.S
Product: dual specificity phosphatase 9 S homeolog
Exons: 5
Coding region: 998-2104 (368 amino acids)
Biological process (GO): negative regulation of MAPK cascade
Cellular component (GO): cytosol; cytoplasm
Molecular function (GO): hydrolase activity; MAP kinase tyrosine phosphatase activity; protein tyrosine/serine/threonine phosphatase activity
Source: RefSeq, a predicted model, not a curated record